AUGCUGCACGUGCUGGGCGGCGGCGACGCGGCCGCGGGGGACGCCGACCGCAUCGCGGGGCUGGCGCAGCUGAAGAAGAAGGUCGCCCGCCUGAGCGAAGGCGGGAAGAAGGCCCUGGCCGUGCCGCUGCCGGAGCCUGUCAGAGGCAGGCUGGAACGCGGGGAGGCCUAUAAGAUCGCGUCGGAGGAGGUCAGCGCCAAGUGGGCGGGGGUUGUCGCCAGGAAUCGGAAAAAGGACGUGUUGGACUUUACGAAGGGGAACGCGGAGACGGUCGGGAGGAAUACGGGCGUUGUCGCGGAGGGCUUCAAGCCGAUUAAGGAGUAUGAGAAGGAAAUUCAGAGGAUGCUUAGGGAUGGCGGUGUGGGGAGCGAUGUGCAAGUUGUGAGGAAUGAGGAGAAGGACUUUCAGGAUCAGCUGGGCGUCGCUGGCGUGUCCAAGGAGGAGCUGCUGGAGAGGAGGCGGGAGCUGGCCAAGGUGCGCAGCUUGAUGUUUCACUACGAGCGUAAGAUGAAGCGCAUCAAGAAGAUCAAGAGCAGAAAGUAUCGGCGGAUUUUGAAAAAGGAGAAGGAGAAGCUGACAGAAGGGCGCAUGGGCGACCAUGUCGAGGACGCGGAAGAUCAACGGAUGAAGAAGGAGAGGGAACGAGCGGAGGAACGCAUGACGCUGCGGCACAAAAACACGUCCAAGUGGGUGAGGAGACAGUUGCAGAGGAAGGAAACCAAGAGAAAUCCGGAGACCAGAGCGGCUGUUGAGGAGCAAUUGCAGCUUCACGAGGACCUCAAGAGACGGCAGGAAGGAAUGAUGGACGACUCUGACGACAGUGAUUCUGACAACUCUGAGGGUGGAGAGCAUGCGACAGAGGAGCAGCUUGACGCCGAGAUGGAGCAAGUACGUCAAUCCCUGAAUGAAGAAAAGAAGCCAGGUUCGAAGGCUACAAAGAGAAAGGGAUUGAUGGGAAUGAAGUUCAUGCAGGUUGCCGACGAGCGGCAGAGAUUGCAGGCGCGAGCGUUGCUCGACCAAAUCAAUAUGGAAGGCUCCGACGAGGAAGAAGCGGAUGGACAGACUGUGGCAUCUUCAAGAGGUCGUCAGUCCUUCUCAGGCGGUGCUGUCGAAGAGACGGCGAAAGCAGUAGGAACAAGCACAGAAGGGAAUUUGUCUGACGAGGAGAAGGUGGUGAGUGACGACGAGGACGACGCCAGGGCCCUGAAGCGAAGAGUAGUCAAGGAGUACGAAGAGAGUGAGAAGAGCGCGCGGCCCGGAAUGGGUGGGGGUUUGGUUGGUGGCGCGGAGAGGCUUAGCGAGGCUCUAAUGGAGGCAACAAAGACGAAAGCAGGGUUCACGACAAUUCUAGAUGGGAAGCUGAAGGCGACGACAGCAAGCGACAAUCCAUGGCUGAGGAUGCAGACAAAGGGUUCUGGUGGGGAUAGGGAAGUGGCGCAGGUGGGUUCAGAUACGAUCGGUGACGAGAGCGAUGAGGGCAAUGUGGAUAUGGCAUCCAGUGAUGGAAAGGAAGAGGCAAUAAAGACGACGAGCGGACAAGAGACCAGCAAGGAAGUAGGUAAUGCUAAGGAUGAAGCGUUGUGGCAGAAGAGUAAGAAGAAGCGCAAUAGGAGGGAAACGGGGACAAAGCCGACGAUGACGGUAGUGGAUUCCAAGCAAGAAAAUAGGGUCAAAAACGAAAACGAUGAGGAAGCGAAGACAAAGCACAGGAAGGACAAGAAAGUGCAUUUCAAACGCGAUGAUUCUGAAGACGAGAAUGAGGGCGGGUCGGAUUGGGAAGACGACGACGUGGCACGGAUGAAGCUGGUGGCAAAGGCAUUCUCCGGGGCAGGAGGUGCUGACGAAGAAGACUUUGCUGCGAUGAAGGAGGGUGAAGUCGGACGGUCUCUCCCCAAAGCUGCGGACGUGGGGGCAGAAGUGCUGCCAGGGUGGGGCAGCUGGGACGGGGCCGGGAUGAAGAAGCGUCGCAAGAAAGGGCGGGCUGAAAGCGCGUUUGCGCGGGCGGCGCGCGAGCGGUUGGACGCGGCGCGCUCCAAAGCGGUCAGCGCUCGCGCGGACCGGGACCUGUCGCACGUGAUCCUGGACGAGCGGCGGAUCAAGCAGGCGACACAGCUGACGCUGGCCUCGGUGCCGUUCCCGUUCACGUCCGUGGCGCAGUGGCAGCGCGAGGUGGCCGCGCCCGUGUGCCGCGAGCUGGUGACCGCGCGGGCGUUCGAGGAGCAGGUCGCCGGGCGCAUCAAGAAGAAGGCCGGCGUUGGCAUCAAGCCCAUCAGCCUCUCGAGCGGGCGUGCGGCCGUCCUGCAAGAGCGAAAGCGCAAGAUCGAGGCGCGCAGUGCCCGCCGCAAGGGGCUGUAG
Messenger RNA from Chondrus crispus (carragheen), 2355 nucleotides. RefSeq lists its product as hypothetical. The coding region runs from base 1 to 2355 and encodes 784 amino acids. The transcript has a single exon. Lineage: Eukaryota; Rhodophyta; Florideophyceae; Gigartinales; Gigartinaceae. Gene Ontology annotation, cellular component: nucleolus; small-subunit processome. The record is from RefSeq and is a predicted model, not a curated record. Gene Ontology annotation, biological process: rRNA processing.